Molecule: messenger RNA, 705 nt
Organism: Entamoeba invadens IP1
Lineage: Eukaryota; Evosea; Mastigamoebida; Endamoebidae
Product: cysteine surface protein, putative
Exons: 2
Source: RefSeq, a predicted model, not a curated record
GACACUAAGAACAUUGAAGGCAAGUACGACUUCUGCACAAAAACAGAUGUUGAGUUGCACUGCAAAUACUACUCACUUAAUACCACAAAAUGUAUUGAGUGCCAAGACGCCUUCAACAUGAAAGAUGGUGUGUGUGCUGAACAAUUUGAUGAUCUCAAUAAAGUCAAUGAUACAAAGAUGUCAGUAAUUAACAUGAAAAGUUCACCAAAAUCACAAGAAGAAGUCGACUGUUCGACACGAAAUAACAAAGGGUGUCAGCGAUGUCCAUUUGGGUAUUUUUUGAACAAAAACGGUUGUGAGAAAUGCACGAAUGACUGUCUUAGUUGUUACAAUGCAACAUAUUGCAUUUCAUGUCAUAGUAGAUAUUUUCUAGACUUAUUUAUGAAAUGUCAGACACUUGGUGAAUUGGCCAAUAGGUGUGAAGUGCCAUUACCUGCUGGUGGUCGGUGUGCUAUUUGUAAAGUUGGGUAUUUCAAAGCAGAGAAAGAUUGUGAUGUGUGUGACGAGUCGUGUGAUAUGUGUUUGAAGAAAGACGAGUGUUUGUCGUGUAAAGAUGGCUACAUCAAAAUUGCAAGUGUAACAAAUUAUGUUCAUCAAAUACAACACUCUCAAAUUGGUGUGUACUUUGUAAUGAUUCUUAUUAUUUACAAAAUGGGCGUUGUAUUAAUUGUAAAGAGAGUUGUGCAACAUGUGAAAAUAGUGUAG